GAUUCCAUUGGAGUAGUAUUGAAAAGUGUCGUACAGACGAGUGAAUACGUUACAGCAGCUCGACAUUAUCAAUUUUUCGACGAAUUCCUCGAAUUGAGGCUCGCUCACCUGAAAGGAAGCAAGGCAGCUUUGAAUCUAAUCAUCACAAAAGUCAUCAGAGAUAGGUCCGAACGCGAAAAACAGAUGGCCUGUUUGAGUAGGUUUUUAAACUCCGCGAAUUUUUCGCUGUCUAAACCGCCCAAGAUAUCCAAAUAUUCUUGCGAAAGCUUAAACGGUGCUAGUUCGAAACCAACGGAACCGGGGGAGUUUGAAAGCAUAAAUCCGAAAUCGAUGUCUACGAUU
Acaulospora colombiana is the source of this 342-nucleotide messenger RNA. NCBI's taxonomy places the organism in Eukaryota, Fungi, Glomeromycota, Glomeromycetes, Diversisporales, Acaulosporaceae. The record is from the annotation of a GenBank genome assembly.